GGAAGAGACAUGUCUAUUCUAUGUUGUGCAUGAGGUGUCUUAGAAGACAAUGAGUCUGGAAAUGUCUUCAUUGCUAUAGCUCGCAUUGCUGCAUCCAAUCAUGGAUGUCGAUGGGGGAAUUCCCAUGUCUCUAGUAUUGCCAAUAGCAAGGUAUACAGUAGGCCUGAUUGGUAGCUGUGAUAUUUUGGAGGUACCGUACACUCAUAACAACUAUUUGUCGUGUUUGGAGUUACCAACAAGACAUGACUGGUUUGAAUACGAAUAUUAAGAUUCAAGAGCUAUACAUGUGACACUUUACAGACCAGAAUUUCGUUUGCCAAAAUAUAACCAUGGCCGAGAGUAUUGUAGGAGCCAUAUCGGGUCAUCUGGAUUGUGCGAUCUGCUACCGUAGAUUCGAAAAUGCGAAAUGCCUCAAUUGCUUGCAUACCUUUUGUGAGAGCUGCAUUAACAGCGUCAUAGACACAGCUGUAGGCUCAGACUCAGACUCAGAUGAUGACUUUAUAGAAAAUCAUGUCCGAUGCCCGGUAUGCCGUGAAGAAACAAACUAUGAUCAAGGUAAAGCCGAAACCCUGAGACCAAAUCUGCUGGCCAACAAGCUUAUCGAAGAACUUAAACGCCAUGAGGAUUCUGAAUCAACAAAAGAACUUUGUAAGGAGCACGGUGCAGAAAAGAAAUUCUUCUGUGAGAAAUGUGGUGUACUAAUUUGCAGUGAAUGCGCUCUUUGCACCCACGGCAAGCAUACGUUUUUGAUUAAAAAUGUGGAAGAUGCUUCGAAAGCAAAGGUAGAUGGAAUGGUCAAAUUGAUGAGUAAAGCAACGAUGUGGAUGGCGUCUCAUCAAGAAUUCUUUAUGGACUAUACGAAGAAAAAAGUGGAAGGGAAUAAGCGACUAGACGACAUCUCAGAAGCAAUUCAAACAUCUUCCAGUAAGUGCUUAAAACUUCUUACUGAUAUGAUCAAUCGUAAGAAGGAAAAUCUCAUGACAAAGGUCGAAUCCAAUCGAAGUGAUCUCAACGAGGCCGUAGAUAACAUCUUGGGGCCUGUGGUGGAAGCAAUUUCAGAGGUCUCUGAUGAAAUCGAAUGUGCUGAAGAACUCUUAGACAGUAGUGACCCGAAGGAAGUGGUUCUUCAAUACAGGGAUUGGGCAAAGCGCCUCCUUCGUGGGAUUGACCAACAGAUUCCUUCUGAUAUGGAUGCAAGGCGUCAGUGUACCAGGGUUGGGUCUCUGAAGUUCUUUGAAAGCAAGGCACCUGUUCUUGAUGUGCCCCAGUUAGGCGUCCUUUGGGGACAGGUUCCAGAAAGAAAAGACCAAGAUACAGAAAUGCCCCUUCUGCAACGCCCAACGCAAAGACUUCUUCUCACGCUACGUGUCCAGGUAUGCGGCAGAAUAAAGCUGAUGACACCCUACACGAAUGGCAGCAUCUUGGUUCGUUAUCGAGAUGGUCACAUGGAGGUCCUGAGUCCAGACGGUAGUUGCUUCAGAAUCCGUGGCCGUUCAACCAACAUCUCGGCCAGAGACAUGGCUGCACUGUCCGAUGGCCGGUUCGUCACUUUGACCAAAAGGAACACGGUGAAGAUCUACGGGAAAGGAGGUGAAAGCCAACAGGUCGAGUUUGCGACGAGGGAAGACGACGACGAAUCCGCAGAUGCUAUCGCUACGGAUAUCCACGACAAUGUCUUGCUGCUGUACUCAGGAGUCGCAAGGGUCGUGAGGUUUUCUUCAGAUGGAGGGGAACCUAUGGAUGUCAUCCCCAUCAACUGCGUCGAAUUCAACGUGGUGUUGAGGAUGAGAUCGACAACGAGAGGAAAGAUCGUCAUAGUGCAGAACGAUGGAUUCCUGAUAGCCUGCUCCGAUGAAGGCGGUAUGUAUCGGAAGAUACCUAUCCGAGAGACUGAUAAAGUAUCCUGCGAUCAAGAAGGCAACAUGUGGAUGAUAUCUCAUCAGGACAUCCAGGGUACCAAAAGGGCUUUCCUCGAGGUGUAUGGGGAGAAUGGUGAUCGCAUUGUGGAUACUUACCUGCCGAAUGACUCCGCGGCUCCAGAGUUUGAGCCUUGGGGUAUUGCUGCAUCAACAAACUGCUUUGCUGCUGUCCUAUCACCUAACGAAGUUGGCUGGUUCAUCCGCGAAAUGUAAUACCAUGACAAAAUACUGUAAUAUCCAGCAGUGUAACUAUAGAUAAUCCUGUGGAUUUUCACUUAGCUUAUUUGUAUUCUUUUUCUCCCUGGAAAUUAUCAGAUUAUGCUAUGGAGGAAAUAACCAUUUGUAUUUUGGCCACUGGAAUUUCAACUAUUCGCACCUGUCUAACUUGGUCUCAAUUAAAAGUAUGACUGUCCCUAGUGAAAGAAUGUGCUGGAAACAUACAAGCAUAAUCAUGAUCUAAUGUAAAAAGUCACACUAAGGCAAGCAGUACUGAUAUGCAGGGAAGAGUAUAACGUUUACACCUUUAGAAUACUAAAUAGCAUUGUUUUAAUCUCUUUCUUCUUUUAUACUAUUACACCUAAUAUAUAGUAGGCUACUUUUACUGUUACUAUUACUAUACCUAUUACUACUAUUAUUACUUUUACUGUUAGCAAUCAUUAUUGCUGUAACGGUAAAUAUUACUUUUGAACAAUUAGUGGCCCUUCUUGAUAUACAUCUGAAACGUUCGUUAUGAAGACAAAAGCUAGGGUAGGAACUUUCAUUUUCGAAUCGUAUAUAGGCAAAAUUGUUUUCCAAAAAACAAAUAUCACUAUUAUUCAGGAUGCAAAAUAACCUAAAUAAAACGAACAAGCGAAAAUAUGUUUCUUUUUAUACGAUAUAUUUUGUGGAUCAAUAACGGCCAAUUUAUCAGCAUACAUAAGGAAUCCAGGCUUUUGUUUUAAUGGAGAAAGACAAGGACGAUUAUAAAAUUUAUAUUUUGAAAGAAAAAAGAAGAAGCAUAAUCUAGCUAAUUGUGUUUACAAACACUCCAAGAAAGACCUCGAUGUAACGCAUCCUCUUCCAUAUUUUCUUUAAUGAGUUAAAAUCAGUCUAAUCAGCAGCAUCUCCGUGAUGAAUUUCUCUCAUUAUUCCUGCUAUUCGGGGAUACUGGCCUUACAUUAGGUACCAUGUCCAGCAUCGAUUACCCUGUGCCACCGAGCAUGACCCAUGCACCUAAUGUCUCAAGUACAUGGAAUGUGAAAAGUCAAUUUGUAUAAUCAUUCUUUACAAGGAUAUUCAAUAUUGAUGGUAUGAAUUUCUUUCAGAUAAGCUUAUGCCAAAGGUUAUGUAUAUUUCUUUUAUUCCAAAACAAACGAUUUUUUUUCUCACUUCGAUG
Molecule: messenger RNA, 3294 nt
Organism: Strongylocentrotus purpuratus (purple sea urchin)
Lineage: Eukaryota; Metazoa; Echinodermata; Echinoidea; Camarodonta; Strongylocentrotidae
Exons: 2
Coding region: 330-2132 (600 amino acids)
Biological process (GO): positive regulation of DNA-templated transcription
Cellular component (GO): chromatin; nucleoplasm
Molecular function (GO): zinc ion binding; ubiquitin-protein transferase activity
Source: RefSeq, a predicted model, not a curated record